Molecule: messenger RNA, 3912 nt
Organism: Acanthaster planci (crown-of-thorns starfish)
Lineage: Eukaryota; Metazoa; Echinodermata; Asteroidea; Valvatida; Acanthasteridae
Gene: fnbp4
Product: formin binding protein 4
Molecular function (GO): protein binding
Source: RefSeq, a predicted model, not a curated record
GCAACUUUUCGAGGACAUAGAGGAGCAGCGAUCCAGAGAAGCUCAGGGCAUGUAGGACGAUCGUCAGCGUGUCGCAGUGAAGUGUGUGGUGUAAUAGAUAUUUUGGGCCAUGGGAAAGAAACGAGAGCGACCCUUUGAGAGUGCUCCCAAACGACGAACCAAGCUACAGAUCGGCUCUGCAUCCUCAACCAGAAAAGAUGGAGUUGGAGCUUUUGGGUCAACAUUUCAAGAGGCCACCCGACCCCAAAUUGGUCAUAAUCCACUUAGUGGUCUUCUCGGUCACUAUGGCGACAGUGAUGAGGAGAGCCAAGACAGUCAACAAGGAGGAGGAGACAGUGGGAAACCCAAGAAUGAAAUCGAUGCCAAAGUUGCAGAUUUCCUGGCUGAAAUUGACGCACUAGAUGGAAUCGACUCUCCGGGCCCAUCUGGUGAAACUUCCGAAGCCUUGUGUAAACAAACUGCAGAUGACACCUCCCAGGGGUACGCCCGACAAGAUGUGGGGCUGAACCAAGCUGUGGAAUCAACCAGCGAUGUGACAUCAACACCUAGCGGAUUUGUGGAUGGCGAACACAUAGUGGCUGAUUCAACAAAUGGUGAAGCAGUUGAAAUGAACGAGUGGCAGGAGUUGUUGGAUGAAGCAACAAACUGCGUUUACUACUGGAACACUGUCACCAGUGAAGUCACAUGGGAAAUGCCCGAAGUCCUCCGGCGAGCCAAUCAGCAGCUAGCUGGGCAGUCCUAUGACCACCAAGCGACCACUGGUGUAGCUGAUUAUGUGGCAGCCAGUGCCGCUGAGGCACCUGGAGAUGCUGCUGUUGCCGUGCAACAAGACAACGAAGAAGAGGAGGAAGAUAGUGGGGAGGAAUUCCCACAGAGCAACUCACAGGAGGAGGGCAUGGAAAAGACAAAGAUGCCAGUGUACGGCUCGGGAACAGUUGAGUACGACAUCUCGCCGGAACCUGAAAUCGAGGUGGAGGGGUUUGAAUUACAGAAGCCCGAGGUAAAGAAACUGGCUUACUCCAUGUUUGUGAAGGGUGACACCCUGCCAGGAACAGAGAAUGGUGCAGAGGUUGGAUCAGAUGACAGCAAUGCUGCCAUUGGUCAGAUUAAACCUGCGCCUGUGGAGGAGGUAGAAGAAUCAACCAAUGGGGAGGGAGCUAUUGACAGCCUAGAUGAGGACAUGGACAUCGAUGAGCAGUUGGAAAUGGCCCUGGAGAGACGGAAGGCUGAGUUGAGAGAGCUGGAAUCUGAGGGAACAGCAAGCCCAUUGGUUCCCGAAAAGAAACGUAAAGCCUCGGUGCCUCUUGAUAUUUACGAUGAGAAAGGAGAGGUGAACCUCCUUGCCAUCAAGAAGAAGAGGAUGGAGAACCUGCGUAGCAGCAAGAAGGAAACGAGCGACAAGAGCACCCAGUGCGAUGAUGAACUCCAAGAUCUCGUCACCAAGAACAGAACUAAGGAGGAGGCAGAGUUGAAGAAAGAGAUAGCUGAGAUGGCAUCGACGCUGGACAGCAAGCUAGGCUUCCUUGGGAUCUCCAGGAAAGACCUGACCAAAUUCCACAUCAUGCUCAUUGAAAAAGAGAUGCGGGUCCAGGAUUGGAGAGAAGGCUCACUGGAAUCCAAAAACCUCCUCCGCCACCUGAAAUCGGCUGAUUGGGAGUUCCAGCGCUAUGAAAUGGAAGCCGCGCCCCCGGGCUGGUCUUGUAACUGGGACAGAGAGCACAAGCAGUACUACUACACCUGCAUUCAGACGGGCGUGUCGCAGUGGGACUACCCUGUGGAGGCGGGGGUUCCAGAGGACGGAAAAGAGGGGGCGGCCAAACCCACAGCGGCCGAGACGGAGUCCCGGUCACUCUUCAACCAAGCCUCGUUGAUGGAAGGAAUGGAACACGGGAAGUAUAUUCAGUCUGCGACACCAGUGGUCCCCCCAGUACAUGACGUUACGCCAGCCCCAGCGUACAACACUUUUCAAGCCACUACCUCCAACACAGAACCACCGGUUGUGGACUACACAAAAUAUUCUGCCCAAUACGUAGUACCUGCCCCACCCCUCCCUGCCACUCCAGCUCCACCCCUCCCUGAACCCACACCCCCACCUUCCCUAUCGUCAAAGCCCAACCCCCCUCUCCCAUCCAGCAAGGUCAAACCCCCUCCUCCUCCCCCAGGCACAGAGUUAUUCCCACCCCUUCCGGACUCCCCUCCCCCACCACUUCCAUCAGGGUCAGGCCCUGAGUUACCGCCCCUCCCCUCCAGCCCACCCCCUCCACCCCCACCCCCAGAGGACGACGAGGGAGGUGCCUGCGAUAGCACACGUGCCAUGACGCCCCCACCCCUCCCCAUGCCCCACCUGGGGUCCGAGAUGCUAACGGGCAUGCCCAGUGACCUCCCAACCUCGACGACAGUGUCCUCAGCGGGCACGGCUAUCAUCGGCAAACCGCAGGUGCUUUAUUCCGCCCCUUCCUCUACCAUCAGCAGUGGUCCAAGUGUUGCUGCAGACCCUGGUUAUACAGCUCCAGUCCCAUACACUGUACAGUCGGCUGUCUCCGCUGCCCCACUACCGGGAUCGUCAACAAGUGUGCAACCCGUAGCAAAGACAAAAAAGAAGAAAGAGAAGACAAAGACAAAGUCAACCAGCAAGAAGAACAAGCUCCCGCUGUCGCUGGUCCAGAAGUGGCAGCAGAUCAAGGAGGAGGUGGAACGGGAGGAGAUUGCCGAUGAAGAGGAGGAAGAGGAAGAUGAGGACCCCACCGUGGCGACCCAAAAGAGAAUUGAGCAGUGGAAGAAGGAACAGAUGGCUACUGGUCUUUCGACAAAGAAUGCCAACUUCGAGAUGAUCCAGGGCGACUGGAGGGAACGUCUGAAGAAGAAAUCCAGCCAGAACACUUAAUGGGUAGACUUUAUGUCAAUUAUGUUUUGUUGUAAUUAAUAAUUUUUUUUCUAAUAAUCUGGAAACCUUGUUAAGAGAAGGCGCGGAAAUCGUUUCACUCUACAAAUUGGCUAUUAGCUUCCUGACAUAAAUGCCUGUACAUUGAAAGUAGGUUUGAUAGGCUUCUUAGGCUUCGGAUGAGUUAGUUUUAUUCAUCAUUGCCGGCAGCUGCAGCCAUAUUAUAGCACUUGCUGUCACAUCAAGAAAAGAGUUUUACUGCAGUUGCUCUUUCACAGGUGUUUUCUACUGCUCUGUGUCAUAUUGGCAUAUUUGUUACCAACUUCUACAGGAGAAAGAAAUCAAAACACAGGCGUAGACACAUUGGGUACAGGCUAUACUAGCCAUAUGUACUGAUAGCUUGAGGGGAGUACUCCUGUAUCCGCUCUGAGCGGAACAAAAGAGGGCGUGCGUUUUUGGUACUCGCCGCAUAGACGCACCAUGAGGUGCGGAAGUAUAUGCGCGUUUGACGUGGAGCACGCUAAGUACGUGUAACUAAUUUACUUCGGUAUGUAUGGUCUUUGUGUUCACACUGAACGCGUGCAAGAAUCCGCUUGUAACCACCUGUCUUUCCUUCGCCAAUUGGGGGUACACUGCAGCUCGGGGCGGGUAUUGGCAUCCACCUCUCCAAAAUGACAAUGCCAUUACUUUGUUUUUUUGUACAUACGUGAUUGUUAUUGCGCAGUCAUGUUCAGUCUACUGUGUUUUAUUAUUUCACUGUAACCAAAAAAUACAAAUUUAACAAGCAAUUGAAUGGGUCCCUUUCAAGGCCGUACUCCAAAGAAGUUGUCAAAGGCAUUGUCGUCACAUUUUGUUACCAAAACACUGAUCGGAAGCUUGCUUGUAGAUAUCUGUUCUUCAAAGUACUUUUUUCAAUAUUAUCGCAAAUUUUGCAUUUUACAGGUAGGUUAAAAUGUAGUGGUAAAAUGUAUGACGCUUCAGUGUCAGUUUCACGUUGAGGUGAUGUACAAUAAAUUGUGUAAGAAUCUUGA